This is a messenger RNA of Melopsittacus undulatus (budgerigar), 2104 nucleotides long. It is a transcript of the gene KLHL42, whose product is annotated as kelch like family member 42. Bases 1 to 1527 code for a protein of 508 amino acids. The record is from RefSeq and is a predicted model, not a curated record. The transcript has 3 exons. Gene Ontology annotation, molecular function: protein binding. Lineage: Eukaryota; Metazoa; Chordata; Aves; Psittaciformes; Psittaculidae.
AUGUCCCUGGCGGGGCGGCGGCGGCAGGAGGAAGAGGAGGAGGAGGGGGAAGGGGACGAAGGGGAGGAGGUGGUGCAGAUCCGGCUGGGGGACAAGUGCUACCCGGUGUGCAAGAGGAAGCUGAUCGAGCAGAGUGACUAUUUCCGAGCCCUCUAUCGCUCGGGCAUGCGGGAAGCAGGGCAGGGCCAUGGGGAGCAGCUGCUGCGCGGGGGGCUGAGCGCCUUGGGGCUGGAGCUGGUGCUGGACUUCAUCAACACCUCCUGCUUGGCCAGGCUGGAGCAGGAGGAAGGGGGCGAUGAGGAGCCCCCUUUGCUGGAGGAGCUGGUGGAGGCCGCUUCCUACCUGCAGGUCACCCCCUUGCUCCGCCUGCUCCUCUCCCAAGUGAGACUGGGCAACUGCUUUGAGCUGCACCGCCUGGCUCAGGUCUACGGUCUCCAGGACUUGCAUGAUGCCUGUCUUGACUUCAUGGCCACCCACUACCAUCAGGUGCUGCGGAGGCCCGAUGCCCAGCCACACCUCCUCCUGCCCCAUGCUCUCCAACAGCACCUGAAGGAGAGGCGGAUGAAGGGUACCGCCACCCUCGUGGCCAUCGGGGACUUCAUGGGUGCCUCCUCCCUGGGCCUGCCUCUGUGCCGUCACCCUCAGGUGGAAGCCCCCUGGUCUAUGCUGAGGUAUGAUGAGGAAGCAGAGAGGUGGCUGCCGCUGGCCAACAACCUGCCCCCUGAUCUGGUGAAUGUCCGAGGCUAUGGGUCGGCGAUGCUGGACAACUACCUGUUCAUUGUCGGGGGCUACAGGAUCACCAGCCAGGAGAUUUCAGCUGCCCAUUGUUACAACCCUUGCCUAAACGAAUGGACUCAGCUGGCUUCCAUGAACCAGAAGAGGUCCAAUUUUAAGCUUUUGGCUGUAAAUGGAAAACUCUAUGCCAUUGGUGGUCAAUCCCUUUCCAACGUGGAGUGCUAUAACCCAGAAAACGACUGGUGGAAUUUUGUAGCAUCCAUGCCAAACCCUCUUGCAGAAUUCUCAGCCUGCGAAUGCAAGGGCAAGAUCUAUGUUAUCGGAGGAUACACUACACGAGAUAGAAAUAUGAACAUUUUGCAGUACUGUCCCACUUCUGAUUCCUGGACCAACUUUGAACUUUGUGAUGUCCAUGUUCGCAAACAACAGAUGCUCUCUGUUGAAGAAACUAUAUAUCUGGUAGGGGGUUGUAUUCAUGAACUUGGACCAAACCAAAGAUCCGGCCAAAGCGAGGAUGUGUUAACUGUGCAGUCUUACAACAUUGCUACCAAAGAAUGGCUCUACCUCAAAGAGAACACAUCAAAAUCGGGUCUUAACUUGACUUGCACUCUCCACAAUGAUGGAGUCUAUAUACUGAGUAGAGAUAUUACUCUGUCUACAAGCUUGGAGCACCGUGUUUUUCUAAAGUAUAAUAUAUUUACGGACAGUUGGGAGACACUAAGACGCUUUCCAGCCUUUGGACAAAACAUGCUGAUCUGUUCUAUGUAUUUGCCUGAUGUUCGAGAAGUGUAACAUCAUCAGGUUUUCCUUUUCAGCUCAUUAAUCAUUCUUGGAAGAAAUACUGCUCCCUCUAGAUAGCUCUGUUUUCAGAAUGUAGUAUGGUUGCAUAACAUAGACAUAAAAUAGGUUAUGUUUAAAAAGUUGCAAAAUCCCAUAUUAAGAGAACUGCUUCCAGAAAAGGUUUUAAGAUUUCAGUUUAAAACAUUUAUUGUCUUGGAUUGAAAUUUCACCAGGUAUUGUUUGCAAUUUAAACAUAAAAUUUCUGUGUGGGCAACCGAUGAAGGAAUUCCAAAAGCAAAAUUAAUCAGUCUAGUUUAUUUCUCCAUCUUAAUAAGCAGUGUAGAAGAUGAGCAAGAAAUAUACAUGAUAAAAGUGGAAAUAAUUCAAUAAAUAAGUAUAAUAAAAAUCACAAAGGGAAUGAUUUAUUUUAAAAAUACAGGUUUUACUCAAACUACGUUCUGUCAAAUGCAAAAUGUUUAAAUUUGUUUAUUCUGUGAUAUUUUUCUCUCUUCUCUGCUAGCAAGUGAGAUUCUCAGAGGUGCUGGCAUUUGGGGUGUCAUCAAGAAAUAAAAACUUCAUCUGAAUAAUU